Messenger RNA from Callorhinchus milii (elephant shark), 1738 nucleotides. RefSeq names its product lysyl oxidase-like 5a (gene loxl5a). The record is from RefSeq and is a predicted model, not a curated record. Lineage: Eukaryota; Metazoa; Chordata; Chondrichthyes; Chimaeriformes; Callorhinchidae. The transcript has 8 exons. The coding region runs from base 110 to 1618 and encodes 502 amino acids. Gene Ontology annotation, biological process: peptidyl-lysine oxidation. Gene Ontology annotation, molecular function: protein-lysine 6-oxidase activity; copper ion binding.
AGAAGGAGGGAGGGAGACAGAGAGGGAGUCAGGUGCAAAUCUAUAGCUUGGGAUCUGCUUGAUAUAGAGCCAUGGUGUCUGACUAAUUCAGUUCUUAAGGGGUUAAAGAAUGACCUCACUGAGACUCGAAGAGCGAACGAAGAGAUGUGAAAGUUUCAGUGUUCCUCUGGCUGGGAAGGAGAGUAGAUGUGGCCAACGCUCCAGUCAGGAGAGAGACAUCAGUUUGCCGGCUUUAUUUAGUGCUGAAAUGGAAACCCUUUGCUUGUUCCCUUUUGCCUACAGGAUGGGACCUCUUCUCGCCCUCCUCUGCUACUUGCUGUCAACCUUUGGGCUACCAGGCGCAAGAGCCCAGCAAGCUCAAACUCAAGCUCAAGCCCAAGCCCAAGCUCGGAGCAGGGUGUGGAGACAACGCAUCCAGUGGGAGAGCAAUGGACAAGUGUAUAGCUUCCUCAACAGUGGUGGUGCUUACCGACCCCGGGUUAGCGAUAGCCUCACAGAGCCCCAGAGUGUGUACCUGAGCAGGGGUGGAGGGAGCAGUGGGAGUGGGGCUGGACGAGCGGCCAGACCCUCUGGGACCAGGGUUGUGUCCCCCAGGUUAGCCGAGCACCCUGGGUGGGGGCUGCAGGAAGCCCGCGGAAUCUCAGGAUCCCGGGGUGUCAAUUUCACGCAGGGGAUUCCCUCCCCGGCAGGUGGAGGUGUGAGUUUUGCCCCAGUGGGGACCAGUCAGCAGCCCGACUCGGGGGCACAGAGCAGCGGGGGUUUCCCCCCUCGCCCCCCUCCUUACCCAGUAGCGGGUGAGGGAGGCGAUCUCCCACCCAGCGCCUCCGGCCAGGAGGCCCCGAGUGUGAGGAGCACCCGGCAGAUGUUGGCAGACGAUCCUCGGAAUCCCUUGAAGAACCGGAACAGCGUGUUUUACAACGCCUACUCCUCGUCCCGCUCCUCGAGACCCGUUUCCCGCACGAGACAGGGCUACGGCACCCGGUAUUUCCAGAACGGGCUGCCUGAUUUGAUCCCGGAUCCGUAUUAUAUUCAAGCCUCCACGUAUAUCCAAAGGCUGCACAUGUACGCACUGCGGUGUGCCGCUGAGGAGAACUGUCUGUCCAGAUCUGCCUAUAGGUCAGGAGUGAGUGACCUCAGCAUCCGGGUGCUGCUGCGUUUCCCCCAAAGGGUCAAAAACCAAGGGACAGCAGACUUCCUCCCCAACAAGCCCCGCCAUACCUGGGAGUGGCACAGUUGCCAUCAACACUUUCAUAGUAUGGAUGAGUUCAGUCAUUAUGAUCUCCUGGAGGCUACGACACAGAGGAAAGUAGCUGAAGGACACAAAGCCAGCUUCUGUCUGGAGGACACGAUGUGUGAUCCAGGGUUCAGCAGGCGGUACGCCUGCACGGCACACACUCAGGGAUUGGGACCUGGUUGCUAUGAUACCUACAACGCGGACAUAGAUUGCCAAUGGAUUGAUAUCACUGACGUGCGCCCUGGGAACUACGUCUUGAAGGUUUCCGUCAACCCACGAUUCCUGGUGCCAGAGUCUGACGUGUCAAACAAUGUUGUGAGGUGUGAUAUUGUCUACACUGGGAACUACGUAUCAGCUAGGAACUGCAGGAUUACGAGGUUCUGAGAACGAGCUGUUGGAACAAGCCCACGUGGAAUAGUAGCUCUGAAAUUGCAUGUAUUUUUGCUUUCUGCUUGUUUAGUGUUGCACUUAUAUUUAAUGGCUUGACGGAGAAAUGUGUUGAGA